Syngnathoides biaculeatus (alligator pipefish) is the source of this 2328-nucleotide messenger RNA. RefSeq names its product trichohyalin. Lineage: Eukaryota; Metazoa; Chordata; Actinopteri; Syngnathiformes; Syngnathidae. The record is from RefSeq and is a predicted model, not a curated record. The annotation marks the transcript as partial. The transcript is spliced from 5 exons.
AUGAUGUCUAAGGCUCCAAGCAAUCAAUUAGAACUGAACGCCAAGGACGAUUCCGAAGCGGAGCAUCAAGAUAACCGCCUGCAAGAGAUCGCAUGCCAUGAAGGUGCAGAAGACUCAGACAAACCAGAAGAAGCGAUCAAAGUGCCGCAAACGAUGGAGGAAACAUCUGCUGACAUAAGCUCUAUGUCAUCUCCCAGCGUCUCGCCCAUCUCCUCACCCUGCACUGACUCGCCAUCUCCUAUCAAUCAAACACAGCAAGCAGAAGGUGGUAAAGCAAAGGGCUCUCCAUAUUCACCGUCAUGUGUGAUGCCAUCCAAUGAAGAAGAGCCUCGCCCUUGUGAGUUUGAAAGAGAGCAACUUGUCAAAGAGCUGGAGCAAACGCAGCAGGAAUUGUCUCGGCUUCAGCAGCUAAGCAGCAACUUGCAAAGUGAGCUACAACAGGAGAGGGAGAGUCAUUUAAAAGAAAAGAAUGAGCUUCUGUUCAAUUCUAACUCAUCAUCAGAGCCAGCUUCAACGCUGCAGCGACUGCAGAAGAUGAACCACGAACUCCGCGUUGAGUUGGAAGCACAAAAAAGAAUACACGAGGAAGCCAGGGAAGCUGAACUACGUCAGAGAGUGGACAUCUUGGCUCAACAAGCCCAGCUACUUGUGCGAGGGGAUGCAACGGCCCUUGCUCAGGCCCAUCUAGAGCAAGAACGCAGAUAUUUCCACAAGCAGCAGGCGGAGUGGGAACAUUCUGUCAGCUCCUUGAAGACCCAGCUAAGCUUCAGUGAAGAAAAGAGGAAAGAGUCAGAGCUGCAUGUGAAUCAGCUCCAGGGGGAGUUGUACAGUCACCAGGCUGUUUGGAAGGAGGCUGACGAGCUGAAGAAAGCUCUUCAGGAGGCCACAACAAAACUCCACACCAAUGAGGAUGCACAAGCUCAGAAAGAAUCUCUCCUGCAUAAGCAUCUCAUCCUCCUUCAAGCUAGCCAAGACCGAGAACGGAAGAGUUUGGCAGCCAGCUUGGCCUGGGCAGAACAACACUCGCAAGAACUUCAGGAGAGACUGGAAAGAGUUGAGCAGCAAGUUGAGAGCCAAGAUAAGAUGCUCAUGAGGAGUAGGGACAUUGAAGACACUCAACAACAACUCCAAGAGGAGUUAGCGUCGUCAGUGGCUGCUGUGCAAAGGUAUCGAGAUGAAAAAGAGCAGACUGAGCGACAAUGUCAGGAGCUGGAAUUUCGCUUGUCAGAGGAACAUGAAGAGGUGAGCAGGCUGAAGAGCAGCUUGACGACAGAAGAGGCACACUACCGAGACCUUAAACAUUCAUAUGAGUGUAUCUCAGAGAAACUCCUGGAGGCUUUGGAGGAGGCGCAGCAAAGGGAGUCUGAAACUCGGGAAAUGCGUGACAGCUUUGAGAGGCACCUUGACACCAAGGAGCAAGAACUGAGUGAGGUUUUGCUGAAGAUGGAGAUCUUGGGUAAUUGUUUGGAGGAGACGGAAGCACAGCUCAAUGAGAUGCUCACAGUUUGCACCUGUGCUUCUUCUCAAGUGGAGGAUGAGUCUUUGGAGGCAGUGUUGCACACUGAGGUGAUAGCAGAACCACAAGUCCCAAGUGACAGCAGGUUAGAGGAAAGAGACGUGUUUUCUGGGAGUCCGGAUGAUCUGAACAGCCAUCAUCAUGCAAGAAUCCGGUCUCAUUCCCUUGGCCCAUCGCACCAGUACAUCAUCACUUCAGGAGAUGACCCAGAACGCUUUACAUCGGUGAUCCAGUUACUUGAAACAAAGCUGUUCGUAACAGAGGAGAAACUAAGGGAAAUCACUGAACGACUUGAGGAACGCCAGGAUCAAAAGGCCUGCCAGGACCCCCACCUUGAGUGUCAGCUCACACAAAGCCAAGCCUCACCCCAGCAUCUUGCGCAGUUGCUUCACAGCCGGACUAGGCAGAGCCAGCGUUUUGCUCAGGAGACGGAGAACAUUUGCAGGCUUUUAGCCGGUCGCUUUCAAAUUGCACUGAACAUCGUACGAAGCUGUCGAGAGAAACUUCAAACCAGCAGCACAAUUGAGUUGAUUGACUUUGAGAGGAAACUAUCAGCUGUUGAGACAUGUCUUCAGCAAGGACGGCACGAUGCAGAGAAACAACAAAAUGCAUCUUUUAAUGCUCACGAGAUGGAGGAAAAAAUCCUCAGUGAUGUAUUGGUCGAACCUGAGAGCAAGAUUAAUGCAAAUGGGGAACUCGCUAACAACGUACAUUCAGACGAUGUUACAAGUGUGGGGCAGUGUUUGAUGAGGGAAUUCAUUUUAGUUGAAAAAAUGUCAGCAGCCCUAAAGAGUUCAAAUGAAGAACUCGAG